AUGCGAUGCGCGAGCAAGGCCGCCGAGAGCGCGUCCGCACGUCUCUGUGCGGACGCCGAAGCAGAAACUACAGCAACUGAUGUCUCAUCGGUUGCUGAAUCGACCCAGCCUGUGUCACUUGGUGAUGCAGGUGCUGGUCAUGAAGAUACUCAUGUCUUCACAGAGUACGAGCUCGGUGUCUCGUACUCUCCUGAUACGGAAGACGGAUCCGUAUCGACGGCGAUCGAAUCUAAGCCGCCUGCCAAGCGUGGCAUGGAUGAUGCUUUGCGUCGCAGCAUCUUUGGUUCAUCUGAUGAAUCAGAUGAACCAUCGCCGAAGCGUAGGCGCUCGAGGUCGCGAGACUCGGGCGCUAACAGUGGUGUCGGUUCUCCUAUGGACACCACUUCACAGCGAGGUGCCAGUACUUCUGUCGGCACGUCGCAGGAAGAGCGGGACCGCAAUGUGUUGCGUCUCGCUCCUGAAAAGAAGGCAUGGAUGCCUCCAAAAUCCGUCAUGGAUCACUUGUCGGCGACGACGAGUGAUCGUUAUCGAACACGAUUGUUCGAUUCGUCAAGGAUCCAUCACCUUGACCCCAGCGCGAAAGACUAUCGCGCUGAACAUGAGUUCUUCAUCGAUGCUUUCUUUAGACACCGAUGGUACAGUGGGAAUCACAAACGUGAUGGUCCCUCACUGCUUCAGGCGUGGUACGCCUACAUCCAUAACCUUGAGGAUGUAGUUCGUGACGCUUGGAACGACAAACUUAUCAAAGCUCGUGAUAAGUUUGAAAAGCGAACCCCGACAGGUGCACGCUACAAGCUGCAUCGUCUGUCAAGGGAGAAAGGAUUACCCUGCCUCUCUUGGGGAGACUCGUGCCCAUGUUGUGUGAACAACUCUGCACGAGCACCUAAGGAGGCCUACCUCCUUACUAGCCCGUGGUGGCGCGUACGUAUCUCUACUGAGAUGUACGAAGGGAUUGACAACCUGAAAUCCCUUUACGACCGUGCCGGGAAGACUUUCUCCAGCGGUCCUUCUGCGGCACAGGAUGUGCCGCGUCGUACUGCUCAACCAGACCCAGUACGUCGAUCAUCAGUUGGGAGCGGGGCUCCCAAGAAAAUCCAGGACGGGGGAUAG
Molecule: messenger RNA, 1110 nt
Organism: Peronospora matthiolae
Lineage: Eukaryota; Oomycota; Peronosporomycetes; Peronosporales; Peronosporaceae
Source: the annotation of a GenBank genome assembly